AUGAGAGGAGAGGAAAGUGCGAGUACCAUCAACGAUCGCGAUCUGCUAUCGCGAUUCCUCGCAGCUCAAGUUCAAAAUCCAGGGACACCUCCAUUUGCACUCUUCUCAUGGAUUGCUGGUAACAUCAUUGCUGGGAGUGGCACUACUGCCAUAGUUCUUCGCUCUUUAUUCUAUUAUCUGCUCAAAAACCCUGCUACUCUUCAAAACUUGAUAUCUGAGUUUGCAGCGGCUCGUAGAGCAGGUCUUCUUUCGAAUUUCCCCACGUGGAAAGAAACGCAAGACUUACGCUAUCUCAAUGCUUGUGUUAUAGAGGCACAAAGAAUUCAUGCACCGAUAGAUUAA
Molecule: messenger RNA, 342 nt
Organism: Sclerotinia borealis F-4128
Lineage: Eukaryota; Fungi; Ascomycota; Leotiomycetes; Helotiales; Sclerotiniaceae
Source: the annotation of a GenBank genome assembly